Molecule: messenger RNA, 8819 nt
Organism: Salarias fasciatus (jewelled blenny)
Lineage: Eukaryota; Metazoa; Chordata; Actinopteri; Blenniiformes; Blenniidae
Gene: nbeab
Product: neurobeachin b
Biological process (GO): intracellular protein localization
Cellular component (GO): cytosol; membrane
Molecular function (GO): protein kinase binding
Source: RefSeq, a predicted model, not a curated record
ACAAGCUCCCGGUGUGUGGAGGCACCGAGCAGCCGGGACCCCGGUGACAAUGCCGGGCUCGCUGUCUCUCUCGGACCGACAGCCUCCUCCGGGUCACGGGCGACACGCCGCCGCCGCCGCGGCCGGUGAGACGAUGAUGAUGUCCGGCUCAGGUUCAGUGCUCUUCCCGGCAGGGAUUAUCAAUCCGUCGGUUCCAAUCCGGAAUAUCAAGAUGAAAUUUGCGGUCCUUGUCGGACUGAUCCAGGUUGGAGAGGUUUCCAACCGGGACAUCGUGGAAACGGUGCUGAAUUUGCUGGUGGGCGGCGAGUUUGACCUGAAAAACUUCAUCAUCCAGGAUGCGGAGAGCAUCGGCUGCAUGGCGGAGCUGCUGGAGAGCUGCGACGUCACCUGCCAGGCGGAGAUCUGGAGCAUGUUCACCGCCAUCCCGAAGAGCGUCCGAAACGUGCAGACCAGCACCGAGGUGGGGCUCAUCCAGCAGGUGCUGCUCAAGAUGAGCUCCAUGGACGACAUGAUCGCAGACCUGCUGGUGGACAUGCUGGGAGUGCUGGCCAGCUACAGCAUCACGGUGAAGGAGCUGAAGCUGCUCUUCAGCAUGCUGCGAGGGGAAGGAGGCGUCUGGCCCAAGCAUGCAGUCAAAAUGUUGUCGGUGCUGAAUCAGAUGCCCCAGAGACACGGUCCAGAUGCCUUCUUCAACUUCCCCGGUCGCAGCGCCGCAGCAAUUGCUUUACCUCCUAUUGCUAAGUGGCCUUAUCAGAAUGGGUUUACAUUCAACACCUGGUUCAGAAUGGAUCCCCUGAAUAACAUCAAUGUUGACAAGGACAAGCCGUAUCUGUACUGCUUUCGCACCAGUAAGGGCAUCGGCUACUCGGCACACUUUGUGGGGAACUGUCUGAUUGUGACCUCGCUCAUCAAAGGGAAAGGUUUCCAGCACUGUGUGAAGUACGACUUUCAGCCCAGGAAGUGGUACAUGAUCAGCAUCGUUCACAUCUACAGCCGCUGGAGGAACAGCGAGAUCAGAUGCUACGUCAACGGACAGCUGGUGUCUUAUGGCGACAUGGCGUGGCACGUCAACACGAACGACAGUUAUGAUAAGUGCUUCCUCGGGUCCUCCGAGACUGCGGAUGCAAACAGAGUCUUCUGCGGGCAGCUCGGAGCCGUCUACGUGUUCAGUGAAGCCCUCAAUCCCGCACAGAUAUUUGCAAUUCAUCAGCUGGGAGCGGGCUAUAAGAGCACCUUCAAGUUCAAAUCAGAGAGUGACAUCCACUUAGCGGAGCACCACAAACAGGUUUUAUACGACGGUAAACUGGCCAGCUCCAUCGCCUUCACGUAUAACGCCAAGGCCACGGACGCCCAGCUCUGCCUGGAGUCUUCGCCUCGGGAGAACGCCUCCAUCUUCGUGCACUCGCCACACGCCCUCAUGCUCCAGGAUGUGAAGGCCACAGUGACUCACUCCAUCCACAGCGCCAUCCACUCCAUCGGAGGGAUCCAGGUGCUCUUUCCCCUCUUUGCCCAGCUGGAUUAUCAUCAGCUGAAUGACUGUCAGGUGGAAACUACGGUCUGCGCCACUCUUCUGGCCUUCCUGGUGGAGCUGCUGAAGAGCUCAGUGGCCAUGCAGGAGCAGAUGCUGGGAGGGAAAGGCUUCCUGGUGAUUGGAUACCUGCUGGAGAAGUCGUCCCGAGCGCACAUCACCAGGGCGGUUUUAGAGCAGUUCCUGUCCUUUGCGAAGUAUCUGGACGGCCUGGCGCACGGCGCUCCGCUGCUGAAGCAGCUGUGCGACCACAUCCUGUUCAACGCCGCCAUCUGGAUCCACACCCCUGCCAAGGUUCAGCUCUCUCUGUAUACUUACCUCUCCGCUGAGUUCAUCGGCACGGCGACCAUCUACAACACGAUCCGGCGAGUGGGGACGGUGCUUCAGCUCAUGCAUUCCCUGAAGUAUUACUACUGGGCCGUCAAUCCCGCAGAGAGCAGCAGCAUCGCUCCGAAGGGCCUCGAUGGUCCGAGGCCAACCCAGAAAGAAAUCAUUUCUCUGCGGGCAUUCAUGCUUCUCUUCCUCAAGCAGCUCAUCCUGAAGGACCGCGGCGUGAAGGAGGAUGAACUGCAGAGCGUCCUCAACUAUUUGCUAACAAUGCACGAGGAUGAGAAUCUCCACGAUGUGCUGCAGCUGGUGGUCGCUCUCAUGUCUGAGCAUCCGGCCUCCAUGAUCCCGGCGUUUGACCAGAGAAAUGGGAUACGUGUGAUCUACAAACUCAUGUCUUCCAAGAGUGAAAACAUUCGAGUUCAGUCCCUGAAGGUCCUCGGGUACUUCCUCAAGCAUUUAGGCCACAAGAGGAAGGUGGAGAUCAUGCACACACACAGCCUCUUCACUCUCCUGGGAGAGCGGCUCAUGAUGCACACAAACACUUUGACUGUGACGACCUACAACACUCUUUACGAGAUCCUGACGGAGCAGGUGUGCACACAGGUGGUUCACAAACCUCACCCGGAGCCCGACUCCACCGUCAAGAUUCAAAAUCCCAUGAUUCUCAAGGUGGUAGCGACUCUGCUGAAGAACUCCAGCGCCAGCGCUGAGCUGAUGGAGGUGCGGCGGCUCUUCCUUUCAGACAUGAUCAAGCUGUUCACCAAUAGCCGAGAGAACAGACGGUGUCUGCUGCAGUGCUCCGUGUGGCAGGACUGGAUGUUUUCUCUGGGAUACAUCAACCCGAAAAACUCCGAGGAACAGAAAAUCAGCGAGAUGGUGUACAACAUCUUUCGCAUUCUGCUGUACCACGCCAUCAAAUACGAAUGGGGUGGAUGGCGCGUGUGGGUGGACACCCUCUCCAUAGCCCACUCCAAGGUGACGUAUGAGGCGCACAAAGAGUACUUGGCCAAGAUGUAUGAAGAGUACCAGCGCCAGGAGGAGGAGAACAUUAAGAAGGGGAAGAAGGGUUUAGUCAGUACCAUCUCAGGCUUGUCCGCUCAGGCCUCGGGCAUCACGGGGGUGAUAGAGAUCCGAGACGUGGACGAUCACUCCCAGACGCCCGAGAGUGAGACGGAGUACGAGAGUGGCGACUCCCGUAACCUGCUGGCUGAAGGAAAGGGACCCGAGGAGUGCUUCAAAGGAGCGGAGGCUGCAGUGGACGGCGUCAGGGUCGAGGUUCACGACCUGCUGGUGGACAUCAAGGCGGAGAAGGUGGAGGCCACAGAGGUCAAGCUGGAUGAUUUGGAGCUGUCGUCAGAGACUCUGGGGGUGUCUGAGAACGGCGCGCUGGUGGAGGUGGACUCUCUGCUGGAUAACGUGUACUGCGCUGCCGUGGAACAGCUCAACAACGGCGUCAGCAGUGUGCUGCUGCCGAAGGGGAACAUGGCGGAGCAGAACGCGGCUCCUCUCAUCACGCUGGAUGACGACAAGGACGGCAUCCCUCACAGCAACAGCUUCCUGUUUGGCAAGGCGGCGGCGGCGGCGGGCUGCGUGGAUGACAAGCUGCUGCCCGACCUGAGUCCGGCUGAGCCGCUGGUCCUUCCGGGACCCGAGCCGCCGGGCAAUAACCUGGGCCUCCUGGCUCACAUGACGGGCAGCUCCUUACCCUGCAUCCUGGAGAAAGACGAGUUCGAGCUGCAGACGGCUCUGGAGGGCAUCAGCUCAGUGGCUGCCACGAAAAGCCCAGAAGCCCCUGAAGGCACCACCGCGGGAGAACCUGAAGGAGAAACCUCGACUGGUCGGACCGGAGGAGCGCCCGAUGCGACGUGCAGCGCCUCUGACGCGGAGAGGGCCGAAGAUGUCCGAGACAAGGAGUUGAAGAAGAUUCAGACUACAGCCACGACACAGAGUCUGCAUGGCCGCUUAGUCACUCAGAUGGAGAAGGACAUCCGUGUGGACCUCGGCUUUCGGGCGACCCCAAUGACAGAGGAGCAGCGGCGGCAGUUCAGCCCCGGGCCGCGCACCACCAUGUUCCGUAUCCCAGAGUUCAAAUGGUCAGCCAUGCACCAGAGGCUUCUCACUGACCUGCUGUUUGCUCUGGAGAGUGACGUGCACGUCUGGAGGAGCCACUCCAGCAAGUCUGUCAUGGACUUCGUUAAUAGUAAUGAGAACAUCAUUUUUGUCCACAACACCAUCCAUCUCAUCUCUCAAAUGGUGGACAACAUCAUUAUCGCCUGUGGGGGGAUUCUGCCCCUUCUCUCAGCAGCCACCUCUCCAUCUAGUGCAAAGAUGGAGCUGGAGAACAUUGAGGCAACGCAGGGCAUGUCCUCGGAGACCGCCAUCACUUUCCUGUCGCGCCUCAUGGUCAUGGUCGAUGUGUUGGUCUUCUCAAGUUCGCUCAACUUCAGUGAGAUCGAGGCCGAGAAGAAUAUGUCCUCCGGCGGACUGAUGCGUCAGUGCCUGCGACUCGUGUGUUGUGUGGCUGUUAGGAACUGUCUGGAGUGCAGGCACAGAAGCAUAGAGCGGGGAAUUUCUUCUUCCAUCCUCAACAACAACAAGACUCAGGAAAUCCUGCAAAAUGCUUUGACCUCCAGUAAGACAGCCAUAGAGACUGUCCCUUGUAACCUGUCUCCCAUCAAGGACCCUGAUCGCCUCCUGCAGGACGUGGAUAUUAAUCGACUCCGCGCCGUGGUGUUUCGUGAUGUGGAUGACAGUAAGCAGGCCCAGUUCCUGGCGUUAGCUGUGGUCUACUUCAUCUCGGUCCUCAUGGUCUCCAAAUACCGGGACAUCCUGGAGCCGCAGCGUGAAACGGCACGGAAGAGCAGCCAGUCGGGCCGCAGCAUGCGGCAGGAGAUCAACUCGCCGACCAGCACAGGUGCCGACGCCCGCGCUCUGCCUUCCUCUCUUCACUUUAUCAUGGCUGGAGGUGACCGUGUCGGAAUUCUCCCUCCUUCCUCUCCUGAUGUGAGCCCGUUCGAAAUACCCUUAGUAUUCGAAAACAGUAAAGACCACCUUGUGCCGUCGGAAGACCUCCACAUGGAAAGUUCCCUGCCGCACACAGACUCCGGCAUCGGGGAGGAUCAAGUCGCCGGCAUCCUGAAUGGGUCUGACCUGAACCACAACCCGGGGGGUCACGUCAACGAGCUGAUAUCUACACUGUCCUCAGAGGUCAAGAGGUCACAGGAGAGUUUGUCCGAGUCCCCCAAUGCAGAGGGGUUGAAGUCGGCCUCCUCCAUCGCCAGCAUCAGCCAGUCCAACAAGGGCAUCAACGUCAAAGAGAUCCUGAAGAGCUUGGUCGCAGCACCGGUGGAAGGCGUGGAUGCUGGACUGGAGCCGGUUUCCUACCCAGACCCUGCAGCCAAGGCUCAGGCCCAGGCGGUGCUGCCCAUGCAGUUCCACUCCUUUGACAGGAGUGUUGUGGUGCCCGUGAAGAAAACGUCCCCCGGCAGCCUGGCGGUGAACACGCUGGGGGGCAGCAGCUCGUCGGCCGCCGUGACCUCGGGCAGCACGCCCAACAUCUUCGCCUCUGCCUCUGCGACCCCCAAAAGCAUGAUCAACACCACCGGAGCCACUGAGGUGGCCGCUUCCGCCUCUUCGUCCUCCAGCUUCGUCAACGGAGCGACCAGUAAAAACCUCCCGGCGGUGCAGACGGUGGCUCCCAUGCCUGAGGACACAGUAGAAAACAUGAGCAUUACAACCAAACUGGAGAGGGCUUUGGAGAAGGUGGCGCCCCUGCUGAGAGAGAUAUUCGUGGACUUUGCUCCCUUCCUGUCGCGCACCCUGCUGGGCAGCCACGGUCAGGAGCUGCUCAUCGAAGGUCUCGUGUGCAUGAAGUCCAGCACCUCGGUGGUGGAGCUGGUCAUGCUGCUUUGUUCUCAGGAGUGGCAGAACUCCAUUCAGAAGAAUGCAGGCUUGGCUUUCAUCGAACUCAUCAACGAGGGAAGGUUACUCUGCCACGCCAUGAAGGACCACAUCGUCCGGGUUGCCAAUGAGGCCGAAUUCAUCCUGAACAGACAGCGAGCGGAGGACGUGCACAAGCACGCAGAGUUCGAGUCCAACUGCACCCAAUACGCCGCUGACAGAAAAGACGAAGAGAAGAUGUGCGACCACCUGAUCAGCGCCGCCAAGCACCGAGACCACGUGACGGCGAACCAGCUAAAGCAGAAGAUCGUCAACAUCCUCACCAACAAGCACGGCGCCUGGGGGACGGUGGCCCAGAGUCAGUAUCAUGACUUUUGGCGCCUCGAUUACUGGGAAGACGACCUGCGGCGACGGCGGAGAUUUGUCCGAAAUCCGUUCGGCUCCACCCACUUAGAUGUCACGUGCAAGUCGCUGCAGGAGUACGGCUCGGAGGAGGACAAGGUGGUCAAGACGAAGAUGGUGUUCCGCAGCCCGACGGUGGCCAGCCAGGCCGCAGAGACGGAGCUGAUCCUGGAUGCAGACGACGACACCGUCAGCCUGCUGCAGGAGAAGGAGAUGGACAACCUGGGUGGCCCAGUGGUCCUGAGCAGCCCGGCCCAGCUCGUUGCCCCCGUCCUCGUGGCCCGGGGGACUCUGUCCAUCACCACCACUGAAAUCUACUUUGAGGUGGAUGAGGAUGACCCUGCCUUCAAAAGGGUCGACUCAAAGGUCCUAGCGUACACCGAGGGUUUACACGGGAAGUGGAUGUUCAGUGAGAUCCGUGCAGUCUUCACCAGACGGUACCUCCUCCAGAACACUGCAAUGGAGGUGUUCAUGGCAAACAGGACUUCAGUUAUGUUCAACUUUCCGGACCAGGCCACAGUAAAGAAGGUGGUCUACAGUCUCCCCAGGGUGGGAGUGGGGACCAGCUAUGGGCUCCCUCAGGCCAGGCGCAUCUCCCUGGCCACCCCUCGGCAGCUUUUUAAAUCCUCCAACAUGACCCAGCGCUGGCAGAGGAGAGAAAUCUCCAACUUUGAGUACCUCAUGUUUCUCAACACUAUAGCAGGGAGGACGUACAACGACCUGAACCAGUACCCGGUCUUUCCCUGGGUCCUGACCAACUACGACUCCGAGGAGCUGGACCUGACCCUGCCAGGGAACUUCAGGGAUCUGUCGAAGCCUGUCGGAGCAUUGAAUCCGAAGCGAGCCGCGUUCUACGCCGAGCGCUACGAGACGUGGGAGGAUGACCAGACCCCUCCUUGUCAUUACAACUCCCACUACUCCACCGCUGCCAACACCCUGCACUGGCUUGUCAGAAUAGAGCCCUUCACCACCUUCUUCCUCAGUGCCAAUGACAAUAAAUUCGACCACCCUGACCGCACGUUUUCGGCCAUCGCCCGCUCCUGGAGGAACUGUCAGAGGGACACAUCGGACGUAAAGGAACUGAUUCCGGAGUUCUACUACCUGCCCGAGAUGUUCGUCAACAGUAACGACUACCACCUCGGGAUGCGGGAGGACCGGACCAUGGUGUGUGACGUGGACCUGCCGGCCUGGGCCAAAAAACCCGAGGACCUCGUGAGGAUAAACAGGAUGGCUCUGGAAAGCGAGUUUGUGUCAUGUCAGCUGCAUCAGUGGAUUGACCUUAUUUUCGGCUACAAGCAGCGAGGCCCGGAGGCGGUGCGCGCCCUCAACGUCUUUCACUACCUGAGUUACGAGGGCUCCGUCAACCUGGACAGUAUCACUGACCCUCUGCUCAGAGAGGCCACAGAGGCACAGAUCCAGAGCUUUGGACAGACGCCAUCUCAGUUGCUUAUUGAGCCACAUCCUCCACGCAGCUCCGCCAUGCACCUGUGUUUCCUUCCACAGAGUCCGCUGAUGUUCAAGGACCAGAUGCAGCAGGACGUCAUCAUGGUGCUGAAGUUUCCCUCCAACUCACCUGUGACUCACGUGGCGGCCAACACGCUGCCCCACCUCACCAUCCCCGCCGUGGUGACUGUCACCUGCAGCCGCCUCUUCGCCGUCAACCGGUGGCACAACACCGUCGGUCUCCGCGGUGCUCCAGGCUACUCUCUGGAACAGGCUCAUCACCUGCCCAUAGAGAUGGAUUCACUGGUUGCCAAUAAUACUGGAAGCAACAAGCGUCAGAUCACAGACCUAGUGGACCAAAGCAUCCAAAUCACCACACACUGUUUUGUGGUGACAGCUGACAACCGCUACAUCCUGGUGUGUGGCUUCUGGGACAAGAGCUUCCGUGUGUACUCCUCUGAGACAGGCAAGCUGACCCAGAUCGUCUUCGGCCACUGGGACGUGGUGACGUGUCUGGCCCGGUCCGAGUCGUACAUCGGGGGAGACUGUUACAUCGUGUCCGGGUCCCGAGACGCCACUCUGCUGCUGUGGUACUGGAGCGGGAGGCACCAUAUUAUUGGAGACAACCCCAAUAACAGUGACUAUCCGGCACCACGGGCUGUUCUGACCGGUCACGACCAGGAAGUGGUGUGUGUGUCAGUCUGUGCAGAGCUGGGUUUAGUCAUCAGUGGAGCAAAAGAGGGUCCGUGUCUGGUCCACACCAUCACAGGCGACCUGCUGCGCGCCCUGGAGGGCCCGGACCACUACGUGUGUCCCCGCCUCAUCACCGUGUCCAGCGAGGGCCACUGCAUCAUCUACUACGAGCGGGGCCGCUUCUGCAACUUCAGCAUCAACGGGAAGCUGCUGGCACACAUGGAGGUCAACGACUCCACCAGGACGAUCCUCCUGAGCAGCGAUGGCCACAACCUGGUGACGGGCGGCGACAACGGCGUGGUGGAGGUGUACCAGGCCUGCGACUUCAAACAGCUCUACAUCUACCCCGGCUGCGACGCCGGCGUCCGAGCCAUGGACCUGUCGCACGAUCAGAGGACCUUGAUCACUGGCAUGGCCUCUGGAAGCAUCGUGGCAUUUAAUAUAGACUUUAACCGCUGGCACUUCGAGCAUCAGAACCGGUACUGACCCGACGUGCCGCGCUGUCAGAAGGACGGUGUGGAGG